AUGGAUGACAAAAUUUCAUCACUGUUGGAGUGGCUACGUCAGGAUGAUGAAUUCUAUCUAAACGAAUGUGUUGAAAUCAAAGACACUGUUCAAUCUGGUAGGGGUGUUUAUUUAGAUUGUGGAGAAUUAAAACUGAAUACGCCAAUUGUGUCAAUUCCCGGUGACUACCAAUUAAAUAAAGUGUCUGUUUUAAGCCACAUAUCACAUUUCAACAAUGCGAUCCAAGGUAGUAUCGGCAACACACCUAUAAAGGAUGCAUCUGACUAUUAUAACCAAACUAAUGAUGAUGAUCCAAGAUAUAAGGCUUACAAGCUUUUGACCACUAGCUUUCUUGAGAAACUGAGCUCAUUUCAAUUGCUUUCAAUGUAUAUCCUAGCAGAAUGGUUCCUUCUUCCCCAUUGGUCUAAUGGCAAAAUUACCUCGUUCUGGAAACCUUUUUUUGAAUGCUGGCCUACAAAUGAGGAACUCUCAACAAUACCAACAAUUUGGGCAUUGUCAGAUAACCCGUUAACUAAGGAACUGUUAAAUCAUCUUCCAGAAACAUCCAAAACCCACGUAAAUAGAAUCAGCACAUUAGUUUCCAAGGAUUGGGAAGUGCUUCAAAACAUCUUUGAGGUGUGGAGCACAUUACAUGCGUGUCCUACAAAUGACAAUAUGUAUGGGAUGGACGAAAUAUUUAAUUUCUUUCUGAGAAUAUAUUUCACAAUUAACUCUAGAUGCUUAUACGCUGAAAUUCCUGGAAAUGGAGACGAUACAGCAAGUAAUUUUACACUUGUUCCUUAUGUUGAUUUUUUCAACCACACUGUUGACCCUGAUGUUCAUUGUUACCCAAGAGUAAAGUAUAUGAAAAAAGGUAAAUGUGGUAUUGGAAAAUUUGAGAUAUAUUGUGGUCGAUAUUCUUACAAAGAUCUCGAUGAACAGCUUUAUUUGAACUAUGGCGCACAUUCGAAUGAUUUUCUGCUAAACGAAUACGGGUUUCUGAUAUCAAAUAAUCAUUGGAACAAUCUUGAUAUAUCAAAAGAACUGAAAUGUAUUUUAGCAAAAAGUCCGGAAACCGUUGCAUUUUUGAAAGAAUGGGAUUACUGGGACGAUUACACCAUUUCUGUUGAGGAUAUCAGUUAUAGAAUUAUCAUAGCACUUAGCCACUUAACCACAAGAGAUAACAGAAAAGUGACCAACUUAAUAAACGGGUAUAUGUCUGAAGACUAUUUCAGAAAGGAGAAUUAUAGAAUAUUAAAAAAUUUACUCGAACAACUUAAGUUAAAUUCAAUUAGUAAAAUAACCCAAUUGAAUAAGCUGACCCCGUAUGAUGACUUGACUACGCUAUAUGUUUGGAAUAUAGCUAAUCUUUAUGAGGAUGAGAUCGAGAUAAUAAAUACAAUUAUCACAUCAAUAAGUCCUGGUUAUUAA
Nakaseomyces glabratus is the source of this 1410-nucleotide messenger RNA. It is a transcript of the gene RKM2, whose product is annotated as protein-lysine N-methyltransferase. Gene Ontology annotation, biological process: peptidyl-lysine monomethylation; peptidyl-lysine trimethylation. The record is from RefSeq and is a predicted model, not a curated record. Lineage: Eukaryota; Fungi; Ascomycota; Saccharomycetes; Saccharomycetales; Saccharomycetaceae. Gene Ontology annotation, molecular function: protein-lysine N-methyltransferase activity; protein binding.